AUGCUCGUCGCCGACCUCGCAUCGGCACGCGUAUUGCGCUCAGCAGCGCUCGGUCUUCGACCAGCCUGCUCGCGCCGCUGGCUCCAAGUCCCCGCGCGCCGCGACGCCCAGGCCGCGCUCAAGGUUCCCGACCUCCCACCCCCGCCUCCCCCACCGCCCAAGACCCCCUCGGGCGAGGGCAUCCCGUACUCGCAGCUCACCAUUGGCGUCCCGCGAGAGACGUUCCCCAACGAGGCCCGCGUCGGCGUCACACCUACCGGUGUCGCGUUUCUGAAAAAGCAAGGGUUCGCACACGUCCUCGUCGAGCGCGGUGCGGGCGAAAAAUCCACGUUUACAGACGCGGCGUACGCUGCGGCCGGCGCGGAGAUUGUCCCCGAUGGAAGCGGGUACGAGGGCGACAUUGUCCUCCAGGUUCGCCCCCCGUCUGAGAAGCAGGUGGCUCUCCUGCGUCCCGACCAGACCCUCGUGUCGUUCAUCUAUCCGGGCAUCAACAAGAACCUCGUCGAGGAGAUCCGCGAGACGGGCGCAACGGCGUUUGCCAUGGACGCCGUGCCGCGUAUCUCGCGUGCCCAGGUCUUUGACGCGCUCAGCUCAAUGGCCAACACGGCCGGAUACCGCGCCGUCCUCGAGGCUGGAAACGUCUUUGGCCGCUUCUUCACGGGUCAGGUCACUGCCGCGGGCAAGAUCCCUCCAGCCAAGGUUCUCGUCAUUGGUGCCGGCGUUGCCGGUCUGUCCGCUAUCACCACUGCCAAGCGUAUGGGCGCCAUUGUGCGCGGCUUUGACACUCGCCCCGUCGCCAAGGAACAGGUCGAGAGUCUCGGCGCCGAGUUCCUCACUGUCGCCAUUGAAGAGGACGGAAGCGGCGUCGGCGGCUAUGCCAAGGAGAUGAGCCAGGCCUUUCUCGAUGCCGAGAUGGCUCUCUUCGCCGACCAGGCCAAGGACGUCGACAUUAUCAUCACCACGGCUCUGAUCCCCGGCAAGCCUGCUCCCAAGCUUUUGCUCAAGGAACACGUCGAGGCCAUGAAGCCCGGAUCCGUCGUCGUCGACCUUGCGGCGGAGACGGGUGGCAACUGCGAACUGACCGUCCCCGGCAAGCGCGUCAACCACAACGGCGUCACCAUCCUCGGCUACACUGACCUGCCAUCUCGCCUCCCGGCCCAGUCGUCGUCCCUCUACUCCAACAACAUCACCAAGUUCCUUGUGUCUAUCGGCGAAAAGGGCCACUAUGGGAUCAACUACGAAGACGAGGUCGUCCGUGGCGCCAUCGUCACGCGCGACAGGGAGAUUCUCUGGCCUGCCCCCCGCCCAACGACCCCUCCCGCCGCCACCAUUGCGCCCCCCAAGCCUACCGUUAUGAUCGAGGACAGCAAGACAGCGCUCACGCCAUGGCAGUCUUCCGUUCGUGCCGCUACCACCACGACCGUCGGCAUGGGUACUGUCCUUGGCCUGGGUGCCGUCACCAGCCCCGCGUUCAUGACCAUGUUCAACACGCUCGGCCUCGCCGGUCUUGUCGGCUUCCGUGCUGUCUGGAACGUCGCCCCGGCUCUUCACUCCCCCCUGAUGUCCGUCACCAACGCGCUCUCCGGCCUCGUCGGCGUCGGCGGUCUCUUCGCCAUGGGCGGCGGUAUGCUGCCGUACACCUUCCCCCAGUGUCUGGGCGCCAUCAGCGUGCUCCUGGCCAACCUCAACAUCUUUGGCGGUUUCCUGAUCACCAAGCGCAUGCUCGACCUGUUCCGCCGCCCAGGCGACCCGCCAGAGUACGGCUGGCUGUACGCCAUUCCGGGCGUCCUCUUUGCCGCUGGCCUCCUCUGGGCGUGGCAGAACGACGAAGCCGGGCUCACAGAGGCCGGAUACACUGUGGCCACGUUCCUCUGUAUCGGCGCCCUGACGGGUCUCAGCGCACAGGCAACGGCACGCACCGGUAACAUCCUCGGCAUGCUCGGCGUGUUCGUCGGUGUCGUCACCACUCUCCUUGCUGUGGGCUUUACCACCGAGCAACUCGCGCAGGUCGCGAUGGUCACUGCUCUCGGUGGUGGUGCCGGUCUGGCAAUUGGCCGCCGUGUGUCGCCCAUGGCCCUCCCUCAGACUGUGGCAGCCUUGCACAGUGUCGUUGGCCUGGCGGCCAUGCUGACCUCUGCCGCCGUCGUCCUCGAAGCCGACACCAGCAAGCACGGCGGCGAGCUCACGCCCCUUCUCCUCGCCACGGCCUACCUCGGCGUCCUCAUUGGUGGCGUGACCUUUACGGGCUCGAUUGUCGCGUUCCUCAAGCUCGCCGGAAAGGUCAGCUCCAAGCCGUUGAUCCUCCCCGGUCGCCACGCCAUCAACGUCGGCCUCGUCAGCACCAAUGCGCUUACCAUGGGCGCGUUCAUGACCAUGGCCCCCGCCGCGCCAGCCAUCGGUGCCGCGCUCCUCGCCGGCAACGCCGUUCUUUCCUGCAUUCAAGGAUACACGACGUCGGCGGCGAUCGGUGGUGCCGACAUGCCCGUCCUCGUCACGGUGCUCAACGCGUACUCUGGCUUUGCGCUUGUGGCUGAGGGUUUCAUGCUCGACAACAUGCUGCUCACGGCCACGGGAUCGCUCAUUGGCGCCAGUGGUAGUAUCCUCAGCUACAUCAUGUGCCAGGCCAUGAACCGUAGUCUGGCCAACGUCAUCUUUGGCGGUAUCGCCACAAACAACGCUGUCAAUGACUCGACCAAGGGCCUGACGGUCGCCAAGACUAACAUUGACGAGGUCGUCGACAUGCUCGGCAAUGCCGAAAGCGUCAUCAUUGUCCCGGGAUACGGAAUGGCCGUGGCAAAGGCCCAGUACGCCAUCUCCGACAUGGUCGCCUCACUGCGCGCGCGCGGCAUCAACGUCCGCUUCGGCAUCCACCCCGUCGCGGGCCGUAUGCCUGGCCAGUGCAACGUCCUGCUCGCCGAGGCCGGUGUGCCCUAUGACGUCGUCCUGGAGAUGGACGAGAUCAACGACGACUUCAAGCAGACCGACGUCGUGCUUUGUAUCGGCGCCAACGACACGAUCAACCCCAUCGCCCUCGAGCCUGGCAGCCCUAUUGCGGGCAUGCCGGUGCUGAACGUCUGGAACGCAAAGAACGUCGUCGUCAUGAAGCGCGGUAUGGCUGCUGGAUACGCCGAGGUCCCCAACCCGCUCUUCUUCUACCCCAACACCAAGAUGCUGUUCGGCGACGCCAAAGCGACCUGCGACCAGCUGAGUAAAGGCCUCACGACCACGCCAGACAAGUAA
Apiotrichum porosum is the source of this 3240-nucleotide messenger RNA. RefSeq lists its product as uncharacterized. Bases 1 to 3240 code for a protein of 1079 amino acids. Gene Ontology annotation, cellular component: mitochondrial inner membrane. The record is from RefSeq and is a predicted model, not a curated record. Gene Ontology annotation, molecular function: NADP binding; NAD binding. Lineage: Eukaryota; Fungi; Basidiomycota; Tremellomycetes; Trichosporonales; Trichosporonaceae. Gene Ontology annotation, biological process: proton transmembrane transport; NADPH regeneration. The transcript is spliced from 16 exons.